AUGAACGUGGCCCGCCUCAACAUGUGCCACGGGGACCGGGAGUGGCACCGGGCCGCCAUCCGCGCCGUCAGGAGGCUCAACGAGGACAAGGGCUUCGCCGUCGCCGUCAUGAUGGACACCGAGGGCAGCGAGAUCCACAUGGGCGACCUCGGCGGCGCGUCCUCCGUCAAGGCGGAGGAUGGAGAAGUAUGGACGUUUAGCGUUAGAUCAUUUGAAUUGCCUCUCCCAGAACGAACUAUUAAUGUGAACUAUGAUGGAUUUGCUGAAGAUGUGAGAGUUGGUGAUGAGCUUCUUGUGGAUGGUGGAAUGGCUCGGUUUGAGGUGAUUGAGAAGAUAGGGCCAGAUGUUAAGUGCCGUUGCACAGAUCCUGGUUUAUUGUUGCCACGUGCCAAUCUUACAUUCUGGCGUGAUGGCAGUAUCGUCCGUGAGAGGAAUGCUAUGCUUCCUACAAUUUCAUCAAAGGAUUGGCUUGACAUAGACUUUGGAAUUGCCGAAGGUGUAGAUUUCAUCGCUGUUUCAUUUGUCAAGUCUGCAGAAGUAAUUAAACACUUGAAAAGCUACAUAGCUGCAAGGGGCCGUGGCAGUGAUUUAGCAGUCAUUGCAAAAAUUGAGAGCAUUGACUCUUUAAAGAACCUGGAGGAGAUCAUCCGAGCAUCAGAUGGUGCCAUGGUAGCCAGAGGGGAUAUGGGGGCACAGGUUCCCUUGGAGCAGGUCCCCUCAAUACAACAAAAGAUAGUUCAACUGUGCAGGCAGCUCAACAAGCCAGUCAUUGUUGCUUCUCAGCUUCUCGAAUCGAUGAUAGAGUAUCCCACACCCACCAGGGCUGAAGUUGCAGAUGUUUCUGAAGCUGUCCGCCAGCGAGCUGAUGCUCUAAUGCUUUCUGGCGAGUCAGCGAUGGGGAGGUAUCCGGAUAAGGCUCUUAGUGUUCUAAGGAGCGUCAGCCUAAGGAUUGAGAAGUGGUGGAGAGAGGAGAAGCGUCAUGAGGCCCUGGAACUUCAAAGUGUUUCAUCUUCCUUCUCUGACAAGAUAUCAGAAGAGAUCUGCAACUCAGCAGCUAAAAUGGCUAAUGGCUUGGGAGUAGAUGCUGUUUUUGUUUUCACGAAGACUGGCCACAUGGCCUCCCUGCUCUCGCGGUGCCGUCCCGACUGCCCGGUUUUCGCCUUCACAACCUCGACGUCUGUCAGGAGACGGCUGAACCUCCAGUGGGGCCUGAUCCCCUUCCGCCUCAGCUUCUCCGACGACAUGGAGAGCAAUCUGAACCGCACCUUCUCCCUGCUCAAGGCCAGGGGCAUGAUCCAGUCUGGCGACCUCGUGAUCGCCCUCUCAGACAUGCUGCAGUCCAUCCAGGUGAUGAACGUACCCUAA
Messenger RNA from Miscanthus lutarioriparius, 1365 nucleotides. Lineage: Eukaryota; Viridiplantae; Streptophyta; Magnoliopsida; Poales; Poaceae. The record is from the annotation of a GenBank genome assembly.